AUGGACAAGGGAAAAGAACCGAUGCGAGAGGAAGGUGCUCCGGAAAAUUCAGCAAAGAAACAAAACGCCCCCAUAGUAAUUCCAGACGAAGAACGUUGGAUGGAUGAACAACACACCCUCAAAGGCGGAGAAGAGCAUCUGGAGGAAAAAGUCCGCCAAGUCAUGAGCAGGCUUGGAAUAAGAUGUGAAGACGUAGACAUCUCUCUUCGAAGUGACUCACCACUUGCAGAUUUCAUCAUCUCUCACGAGUUCCCUACAAAGUUCAGAUACCCUCCAAAUUUGGAAUCAUACGAUGGAACAGGCUGUCCCAAGAGCCACAUUCACAAAUUCCAAGCGGCUAGAUUCGUAGCAUGCAUCCCUCAAAAGAAGCUGUCCACAGACCUGCUGGCCAUCAUGCAAUGGGAAGGAGAGACACUCAGGAAGUAUGUAGAAAGAUUCAAUAAGGAGGCGAUGCAGAUAGAAGACCUGAGCCAGGAGAUCGCCUACACAGCAUUACUCAAUGGAACUACCAACUCCGACCUACGAAAGGAAUUGUUGGCUAAAUCACCAAAAUCAUUUACCACACUGAUGACCAUCGCACAUACACAGAUCAGAGUGGAUGAUGGCCAGAGGGAGAUAGAGAAUCGCCUCGGACGGGUAGAAGAACGAACGUUUGCAGAAAGAAGAAAUGGGGACAGAUCGCCCACAGGAAAGAGGUUCGGAGAAAAAGGCAACGACCAUUUCAGAAAUAAAAGGAAAAAAGACGAAGAUAGGCGAUAUACGCCCCUGAACACAACCAGAACCAACGUACUGUUUUGGGUAAAAGACAGCCGAGAGAAGGUCAGAUGGCCGAGGAAGAUGAACGCUGCAUCAGCUAGCAAAAGAGACAACAGCAAAUACUGCGAAUUUCACAGAGACAACGGCCACACCACAGAUGAAUGCUGGCACCUGAAGGAGGAGAUAGAGAAGCUGAUAGAAAGGGGAUCUCUUUCCCAGUUCGUAAAAAGGGACACCGAAGCCAGAGAGACGGAAUCAGAAAGAAAGAAAGAGCGGAAAGAAGAAACCGCCAGAAGACCCAGACCAGAGCCAGCAGGCGUGGUUAACGUAAUAAUGGGCGGAUCAACCGGAGGAGACAGCAAUACUACAAGAAAGAAAGCUGCAAGAACAGUCUACUCAGUUAGCCCAGGUGCACCAAAUGCUAAGAAAUUCAGAAGCGUAUCUUUUUCGGAGGGCGAUAGUCAUGGAUUAUCAGUCCCCCAUGAGGACGCCCUGGUUGUCAAGGGGCGACUCAACAAUUUCGAGGUAUCUCGGAUGCUUGUAGACACGGGAAGUUCGGUAAACAUGAUCACAAUGGAGGUGUUCGGCAGAAUUGGACUCAAGAAAGAAAAUUUGACACAUGUCUCUACUCCACUGGUGGGACUAGGAGGCAAAUCUGUACAGGUGGAAGGAUCACUGGAGAUAAACAUCCAACUGGGGGAUGGAGAGAUCUACAAAGAGAUCCGAGCAGAAUUCAUGGUGGUCAAUAUGGACUUUGCAUACAACGCAAUUCUCGGAAGGCCACUUUUGCACGAUACGUGCGCAUCCAUUUGCAUGAGGUACCUACUGAUGAAAAUCCCAACCAGAGAAGGCGAUGCCGAAAUCAGAGGAUGCCAAAAGUCAGCCAGAGAAGCAUACUUUACAGCUCUCAGGAAAGUACAUAUAACCUUGCCAGUACUAACAAUGGAACCUCCAGAGAAGAAGGAAAGGGCGGAGCAUUAUGGGCGAACCGCGAGAAUCGAAUUAUCCCCAGGAAAAGAGAUAGAAGUGGGAGAUGAGCUAGAAGAAGAAAUCAAACGAUCUCUGACAGAAAACCUCAGAUCGCUUGGAGACUCCUUUGCCUGGACAACAGACGAAUUGAUCGGAGUAGACCCGGACGUCAUAUGUCACCGGUUAAACAUAGCGACCGACGCGAAGGCAGUGAUACAGAAGAAGAGAAGGCACUCGCCCUAA
Messenger RNA from Mercurialis annua (annual mercury), 1968 nucleotides. RefSeq lists its product as uncharacterized. Bases 1 to 1968 code for a protein of 655 amino acids. The record is from RefSeq and is a predicted model, not a curated record. The transcript has 2 exons. Lineage: Eukaryota; Viridiplantae; Streptophyta; Magnoliopsida; Malpighiales; Euphorbiaceae.